AUGUGCGCGUGCGCGUCUCUCAGCACAUAUCAAGUGAAUACAUACAGUUGCAAGCAAACUAAUGUAUUUGGGCUUCUAGCCUAUAAACAGAACACUGAAAAACAGCUUAGAGAACUAGAAACAGUAGCUUCCCAGGAACUAGAAACAGUGGUUUCCCAAGAACUAGAAACAGUAGAAGCCAUUAAAGAAACACAAGUAGUGUUAUCACAACCUCAACCACAAUCACAAGAGCAACAAGAACAAUAUCAGUUGCUGAUAAAAGAACGGGGGGACUAUUCUUCUUCACCCGCAAUAGCACCCAUAAAAGCUCCUGCUCCCAUAUUUCCUUUUCAUUUUCGUCCCAGACACAUUUUACCACCUCCCUCAAUACCUUAUUAUCACAUGCCAUUACAGCAUUUAGAGUUUGAAGUUAUUCACGCAACCGGGUGGGAUAACAAUUAUCCGCCCGAACAGGUGAUCCCAAAGGACAGACUACAUUUUGAUAACCCUAGCGCUGCUGGUGUAAAACAUGGCAAAGGAUGGCAAUCACCAAGAUUUUGCUCGUAUCCGCAAGAGAUAAUACUGCAAUUGACGAGUGGACCUGCACGAAUUCUAAAAAUACAAAUAUUAUCACAUCACUAUAAAAUAGCCAGUAAAUUAGAUAUAUACGUGGGAUCUGUGCAACAACGAAAGGAGAUGCUUGGAAUGGUAUCAGCAAACCCCAACAAUAGUAAUGUAGUUAGUAAGAAUAAACAAGAGACAUUGUUAUCAUGGGAUCGGAUGCCCAAAAUUAUAGAUAACGAAACUACUUAUGAUGAUGAUGGUAACAUAAUAGAGACAGCAGAAGGGCCAAAAGAGUUAACAGAUGAUGAUGACAAAGAUGCACAAGAUUUGGACAAGUUAAAUGAUGGACCGUAUGUCCAUUUUCGGCGAUUAGGUUAUUGUUCGUUAGAUAGUAACGAACGAGCACAAUACAAAGCUCGCGAACUAAAAUCUGUGAAGUUAGACACGGAAGGCGAGUAUGUACGUUUCGUGGCACGUAAAUGCCAUUCAAAUCAUUUGAAUCAAUAUAAUCAGGUCGGAAUUGUCGGAAUAACGGUGAUGGGUGAACCUGUCGAUGAUUUACUCGAUGGCGAGAACGAAGAUGUCUCGCGAGUGGCAUCACCUGAAACAUGUGUUGUUCCAAUAACACAUGAUAUAAAUCAAUGGCCAUCACCCGUUCCAAAUUCAAACGCAAAUAUAAAUGACAAAAAUUCGAUGCCUACAACGACCGCGACCAAUGAAAAUUUAACAUCAUCGUAUUCUAUACUUCCGGCAACGGCUGACGAUUAUCAUUGCGCUGAUGAUAAGAAUAAUAUUGCCCCAGAAAAACCGGCUGACUUUUUACAUGAUCCAGAAAAAACUGCCACCUUGGUUGCUGCAUUCGGCAGAGCCAAAGUUAAGGCUGUUGAUAUCGAGGAUUUCCAUCUGGCCAAAGUGUUCAAGCAUUCUAUUGAACUAGUACAAAAGAGUGCCAUAGAAAUCGGAAAACUUGAUAAGUUGAAGAAAGAAGCAAUCACCGAAGAAAAUUAUGAUGAUGCUGCAAAGUAUAAGGCAAGUAAGCAGAUCGAAGAAAUAGAAACAAAAGUCCAAGAAACAAUUAUUGAUGAGGGAAUACAACUGGAUGAGAGUGGCGAGGUUAUCGUUUCUGAUGUCAAGGAUAUUGUUGGAUUGGCGGAUUAUCCGCAAGUGCCGCCUAUUGCUGAGACUGUUCAUGCACCAUCAACGCCGAUAUCUCAGCCGACGACAAUAUCGCGAAAAAACACUGAAAUGACCUUCAAUAAUCAAGAUCAAAUAAAAUAUCAACGGACAAAACGUCAAGACAGUACCUACAAUGACAAAUAUCCACAUUAUCCGACCAACAUAAUAACCGAAAGUCUUCGCCGCUCGCCAUCUCCUUUGUCUCUCGCUCCAAAAAGUCGAACAAGUAGUAAUGCGUCACGCAUGAACGCGUCCGAUCAAGAACCAUUGACUCCAACAUCACCAACAUCACACAAAGCAACACUCUUUUCGACUCCCACAGCCGCUACCUCUCUCUCGUUCAAUGAUAAUAAUAAUCCGACAACAUGGGAAACAAUUGAGGACGAACGUCCAUUGCCUGCUCUCUCAAAUUCCAGAUCACCAGUUAUUCCUCCACUGGUUGAUGAUGAAGAUGAAUCAGAACAACUUUCGAAUCUUGCCCGAUCAGCAUUUGCACUGCCUGUCUCGAUGUACGGUGAAAAAGUAGUUGCAAAUUUAUUGUCAAAGAAAUUCAAGUUACGUGAAGCUGCUUUGACUGAAGUUAUUCAAAGACUCGAUGUGAAUCAAGGAAGAGGAAAGGAUUUGGAUGGUGCUGAUAAAGUGACCAUGGUUAAAGCUGCAUUCCAUGUAUUGGAAGAAGGCUUCAAUGAUAAAAAUACGGAAAAAUUGACACUACAAACUAUCAGUUUAUGGGAAACAUUAACUAAUUUUGCCCUUUACCAUCAAAUACCACAAUCAUCUACUUCCAAACUAAUCGAACAUACCUUUCCAUUACUAUUCGCCAAAAUAUCCGACACAAAUCCACGCAUAAAACAAAACGCCACCGAUCUAUUUGUCAUGCUUGCAAAAACAUACCGGUCGCCAAACCAAACGGUUGUCUCGCUCGUACUAAAACCAUCACACUCUCAAACUCAACCACCGAAGCAAGCAAAGGCCAAGGUGGAACUCAUCACUCGACUAGUUGAAGAAUUUGGAAUUGCUAUGAUUCCUAAAGGCAAAUUCGAAAAAGAUACUGGGCUUAGUCUUGAGGGUGUUAUGGAAGUGGCGGUCUCUUAUUUGAAUCAUAGUAAUGGGGAAGUUCGCGAUGCUGCCGUGAAAUUGGUCGUUGAAGUUUGUCGACAUUCACAUUCGCAUAUCGAAACUGUCAAGGGAUAUCUUGAUGGUGUCAAGCCACUAAUUGUUGAGAAUAUUCUUAAACUUGUGAAGGCUCUUCCUACGCCUCCUCCAGUUUUAACGAUGCUUGAUGUCGAUGAAGAACUUUUGCACCGUCCAUUAGCAAAACGAGGGACUUUAUCACGUCUCGAACAACAAUUAAUGGAAGUUAAAGCAUUGGUGAACAAUGUAAAUCAUUUUGUCGCUGAUGAUUAUAACGCUUAUAUCGCCAACACAAAGAAAAAUGUAGCACCAGGAUCUUCACAAAAUGAUGAUCAAGUUGAUGAACAAGUCAUUUCGCCUGCACAACCCGAGCCAACUGAAGUUCCAACAGAAGUUACACCUAAAGUUGAUCUCACUCCAACUAAUACUACAACGACGAAAAAGACAUCGGCCACUGCUAGUAGUCGCACUACCUCGAAAACUGCCUCUUCAACUAAAUCUAACACCACAGCAAGAAAAUCCAAAAAAUCAGAAGAAGUUGAAUCGCAUACACCUGCUCGUAAACAGAAACCCUCAACAAAACCCAGCACUCGAGCUGCAUCUAAUGGUAAAACAGUUAGCAAUCGGAGAGGAUCCACAACAGAAGAUGCCAAAAGUUCAAAAACAUCUUCCAAGAAUUCUAAACCCGUUGAACCAUCACCUCCUGCUCCUGCACCUAUAACUGAAGAAGCUGACGACGAGUUAAGAAGCGAAAGAUGCUGUAUUUUCUGUGAUGAACAUAACGAUGAUUUCACGGAAGAAAAUUUGGUUACUCAUUACUGGAAUGAUUGUCCAGUGUUGACUAAAUGUACUUUAUGUAAUAUGAUCUUGGAAAUCUCUACAUUAGAUGAUCACAUGUUAUACGAUUGUGACAAGAGCAAAUUUGUUAAACAAUGUCCUCGGUGUCGUGAAGUUAUCCCAGCUGAUAAUUAUUUGGAACACGUCGCAAAUCAAUCAUGUAUGGUCAUCCCGUCACAUAUAGUUCGAUGUCCUUUGUGUAAAAGUGUGGUGAAACCCGCCACCGAAGCAGGAUGGAAAGAACAUUUAUUGAAUGACGACGGAUGUUCGAAAAAUCGAAGAAAGAAUAGACCCGUAGUCAAUUCUGCAACCCCCGCUGUUAAUACCACUUCAACAAAAGAACGAGAAAGCUCACACAGUGAAAAACGAUCAAAGACGUCUUCACAUGAUACACCAAAAUCAUCUGCUCAAAGUAAAACGACGAGUCGGAAAGUCACUGCUAGUUCGACAAAGGAUAAACCGAGAAAACCAUCAACAAAAACAAGAGUAAGAAGCAACUCAUAA
Molecule: messenger RNA, 4194 nt
Organism: Ambispora leptoticha
Lineage: Eukaryota; Fungi; Glomeromycota; Glomeromycetes; Archaeosporales; Ambisporaceae
Source: the annotation of a GenBank genome assembly